Apodemus sylvaticus (European woodmouse) is the source of this 465-nucleotide messenger RNA. It is a transcript of the gene Rbis, whose product is annotated as ribosomal biogenesis factor. Gene Ontology annotation, biological process: ribosome biogenesis. Bases 115 to 408 code for a protein of 97 amino acids. NCBI's taxonomy places the organism in Eukaryota, Metazoa, Chordata, Mammalia, Rodentia, Muridae. Gene Ontology annotation, cellular component: nucleolus. The transcript has 4 exons. The record is from RefSeq and is a predicted model, not a curated record.
UGGGGCUAAGGCUGGAGAGCGCUCACUUGACUGGCUCCUCUUCCCGGAACUUCCUGUGUCCUGCGCUUGUGGAUGGCAUCACUGCGAGCCUGAACAGCCGCGUGAACUUUGACAAUGGCCAAGAACAAACUAAAAGGGCAGAAGUCCAGGAAUGUAUUUCAUAUAGCUACCCACAAAACUUUCAAGGCUAAAAACAAGGCAAAACCAGUUACUACUAAUCUUAAGAAGAUAAACAUUAUGAACCAUGAAAAAGUCAACAGAAUGAACAGAGCCUUUGUAAAUAUACAGAAAGAACUUGCAAACUUCUCAAAAAGCCUGUCUCUUAAAUCUGUACAGAAAGAACUGAAGCACCAUGAAAAUGAACCAGCUAACGUUGAUGAAGCAACACGACUAAUGGCUCAGUUGUAAUACAGUGAUGGUGUAUCACAGUCCCCCAAAGAUCAAUAAAUUCAGUGUUUCAUACAA